Messenger RNA from Phragmites australis (common reed), 1675 nucleotides. Its product is annotated as mitochondrial hydrolase YKR070W. Gene Ontology annotation, biological process: glycerophospholipid biosynthetic process. Bases 143 to 1300 code for a protein of 385 amino acids. Lineage: Eukaryota; Viridiplantae; Streptophyta; Magnoliopsida; Poales; Poaceae. Gene Ontology annotation, cellular component: mitochondrion. The transcript has 11 exons. The record is from RefSeq and is a predicted model, not a curated record.
UAGAAACUCGCCCGCCGCCACGCACACGCCCGACGAACGACGCCUCGCCGGAGGCAGAGGCACUCGCCUCGACUCGGCCUUCGCAUUCGCUGGGAAGCCGAAGGCCGUAAAGCACUACUUCAGUAGAGCACGGCGGCGCGGCAUGAGGGGCUUCCGCAUCGCGCUGACCCGCGCGGCGCGUGCGCGGGCGGAGCUCCAGGCCGCGCAGCGCCGUCGGCCGUCGGAUCUCGCCCAGCGUUUUUCCCACUCCGCGCCGGCACCGGCGAGGCCGUCCUUCGGCAUCGCAUUCGACAUUGACGGGGUCAUCCUGCGCGGCCGCAGCCCGAUCGGGGGCUCCCCGCGGGCCAUUCGCCGCCUCUACUCCGAAGACGGUACCCUGAAGAUUCCGUUUCUGUUUUUGACUAACGGAGGAGGAGUUCCAGAACACAGAAGGGCUCUUGAGCUAAGUGAACUUUUAGGGGUUAAUAUUUCUCCAGCACAGGUCGUGCAUGGCCAUUCUCCUUACAGAGAGCUGGUGCAUAGUUUUGAAAAUGACCUUAUUGUUGCUGUUGGAAAAGGAGAGCCUGCAGUAGUGAUGUCUGAGUAUGGAUUUAGAAAGGUUCUAUCCAUAGAUGAAUAUUCAUCAUAUUUUAGAGAUAUUGACCCCCUAGCUCCUUUCAAGACUUGGAAAGUUGGGCAAACAGACAGUAACAUGUCUGCCAAAGUGCACACAUCAUACAAUGUUUAUACAGAGCGAGUUAAAGGAGUGUUUGUUGUCAGUGAUCCUGUCGACUGGGGAAGAGAUCUGCAGGUACUUUGUGACAUUUUGUCAACUGGUGGACUUCCUGGAAGUGAAAAAGGGGACCAACCUCCUUUGUAUUUUGCAGCUGAUGAUCUUGAAUACCAGGCUGCAUUUCCUUCUGAGCGGCUUGGAAUGGGUGCCUUCAGAAUAGCACUGGAAAGCAUCUUCAAUCAAGUAAAUGAUAAUCCACUGAAGUAUACAUCUUACGGGAAGCCGAAUCCAUUUGUGUUCAAGAAUGCAGCGAACAUACUUGAAAAACUUGUUAUGAGUAUGUAUCCAAAUUCACAGACAUCAAAGGAAGUAAAAGAUUCCCAGUUCUCAACUAUCUACAUGAUUGGUGAUAAUCCCAAAGUUGAUAUCAAUGGAGCUUUGAAGGCUGGCCACCCUUGGUCGUCUGUUCUUACAAGGACAGGUGUUUUUAGGGGAAAGGAUAACGAUCCACAGUUUCUUGCUGAUUUGGUUGUUGAUACUGUUGAAGAUGCCAUUAACUAUAUUUUGGAGAAGGAAUGUAUACGGUGACAAUAUCAUUGAUGUGAGGGCGCUAAGCAUCUAUGCUCUGUUGACCCAUCGUUGUUAUUUGGCAUGCUUGACAACAUGCGCUACCCAUUUUUUCUGUAUUGUAAAUUUAGUAUAAUUGUUGUCUGGAGUUCUACCUCUUAUUCAUGCUACUAACAAAUACGGGUUAGAGACAUCAAACCAUAAUCUGAUGCUCCUAUAUUUUAGGUGAAGAGGCUAAAUUAUCUGUACAAAGGUCAAAGCAGUGGAGCUGAAACUGAAAUACACCUCGUUUGUAAUAGGUGUUCUUGUUUCCAUGCAGAUUAUCUGCUUGAUCUCGUACUGGACGUUAGUUGUCUGAAUAUAUGAAAUAUAGCCUUCCAUUAUCACAAUCAUCAA